UUGGAACAAAAUAUAAAGAAAUGAGAGAAGGUUAGAAACUUCUAUAAAUGUAUUUGUCUGACUUCUGAAACGUUAAGCUCAGGUUUAUACAGUCACGAGGCUUCGGUUAGGAUCAUUUUCCCAGGGAUUGGUGUGUACGUGAGCGACAGGACGGGCUGAUUUUUACAUCACCACUUCUCUUGAAUUCAUUUUGCAACGGUCUCCGGUUAAUGAGGAUAGCAGGAAUUCAUUCCCGGCAGCAGCAGCAUGCAAACUUUCCUCGCAAUCCUGCAGCUUCUGCUGGUUUUUCAGCGGGUACCUGCGCAGAUGUCCGACCUUCAAGAUGAAGGGGGUCCCAAUACAGUAAUUCCGUUGUCUGAGGUGAUGGCAAAGUGCUCGUGUCAGGUCAUGGACCAGCUGGUGUAUGUGUACGAUGAGUACCCCCAGUCGGUGGAGAACAUGUACGUACCUCAUUGUGUGGUGGUUCGCCGAUGCUCUGGUUACUGUUCGGAUGAGGGCUUCAAGUGCCUUCCUACCCUCGAACGCAACACCACUCUGCAGCUGAUGAUUCGUUCCAGCAAACCCACUGUGGUGGAGCUCACAUUUCUAGAACAUCGGCAGUGCGAAUGCAGAAAACCUGAUAAUCUUCAGUAUUAUGAAAGAUCAGUAAUUAACAGCAGCAGCAGCAAGUCCAUUGAGAGCAGACCUCGGAGGAGGAAACAAACGAAAAAAUGGCUGUAGAAAGUGUCAGUUCCAGACAAGAAGAUCACUCUUCGCUGAUUUGGCAUGUGGUGUCUUUGUGAUUUUUAUUCAGCUGUCUGCAUUUUUGUGCCAUUUGUGUAUAAAAGAAUAUUUAUAUAUAUAUAUAUUUUUUUCACAAUGAAUAAAAACUAAAAUAAAUAUAUAAAAAGUGAGAAAAAACCCAGCCAGGUCAUUAUUAUUAUUAUUAUUUUAAUCCUAUAUCAUGCUUUCAUCAUGAAAAAUGAUCUUUUUCUGAUCGGAGCCUAUCCCAGCUGUGAUAGGAGGAAAGGAUAGGUCGCAUGUUUAUCCCUCUGUGGCGUGGUGUUAACCUCAAACAACAAACCAGAAUUUUUGGGGUUAUUGCAGUGUCCAUUUAAUUUAAUGACUGAAGGCAACCCAUUGUUCAGUAAAAUGAGGAGGAGAAGAGGGACUGACCUUUGACCUGGUGGCGAAGCACUCUUGUCAGGAACAAAAUCCACAUUGGAUGUGGUGCC
Molecule: messenger RNA, 1214 nt
Organism: Oreochromis aureus
Lineage: Eukaryota; Metazoa; Chordata; Actinopteri; Cichliformes; Cichlidae
Product: snake venom vascular endothelial growth factor toxin HF-like
Exons: 8
Coding region: 247-720 (157 amino acids)
Biological process (GO): positive regulation of protein phosphorylation; positive regulation of mast cell chemotaxis; vascular endothelial growth factor signaling pathway
Cellular component (GO): membrane
Molecular function (GO): growth factor activity; chemoattractant activity; vascular endothelial growth factor receptor binding
Source: RefSeq, a predicted model, not a curated record